Molecule: messenger RNA, 694 nt
Organism: Didymodactylos carnosus
Lineage: Eukaryota; Metazoa; Rotifera; Eurotatoria; Philodinida; Philodinidae
Source: the annotation of a GenBank genome assembly
AUGGAACUAUGCAGGGGGUUUCAAUUUUCUGUGAAUGUCAGAAACACUUCAGCAGCUCCACUAAGAAAAGCAACAACUGCAGGUGGUGGAGGUACAAAAGCAUUGAGCGAUUUAAGUCAAAUUCCGUUCGCGCGUAAACUGGCCCUUGUUCAAAAUACAACAAGUGCAUCAUCAAUUGUUCUGAUUCCUGGUAAAGAUAAUUCAACGAGCAGAGCAACAACAUCGAAUGCACAAGAUAUUUUACAAGAUCUCCACACAUUGAUACAAGAUGCAUCAACACCGAAGAAAAAAGAUGCAAGUGACAGUGAAAGUGUGAUGGAAUAUAGUGACGAUGACGAACAAAUUGAAGCUUUAUUUAGCUGUUUUAAAGCCAAGAAAACAUCCGUCGAAAAAACAAAGAUUAUUCAUUCAUCAAUGCAAUUGGCAGUGACGGAAGCGAAUAAUAAUAUUCAAAAAAAGUUAAAUCAAAUUGUCACAACACAGACGAAGCACGAUAAAAUGUUUGAAUUAUUAUUUAAAAAUCAAGUUCAUAUACCCUUGGAAGAGCCUGAAGGUGAACAGCAGCAAGGUGAAGAAGAAAGUCUAGAUGAACAUUUUGAAAUAGCUGUUAUGUGUGAACGUGAUGGAGAACAAAUUAAUUUAUUGUCAAUAGAAGCAGAUCAAAAUUAUAUGAAUUUAUAUGUAACAUUUAUGA